AUGGAUUUACUUCGAAUCUUAGAUAGUACACCUGAGCCACCAAUUGUGGAUUUACAUAUCGAUAAGAUAAAUGAUAGUGGAGAAUAUGAGUUAACAUGUCCGAUAUAUGAAUUUCAAAAAGAAUUAACUGAUCAAAUAGUUUCAUUACAUUAUUCCGAUAUUUUGAAAUAUUGUGAGACAAAUGAUAAAACCGAAUUAAUAGUUAAAUCUUCCCAAAUUUGUAUUGAAAACUGUAUGCUUGUAAGCUCUCAUCCUUAUUUAUUGAUCACUCAUUACAUGCCAAAAAACUUAUUACAAAGAGAUAUGGCAUUGAAAUUAGCUGAAACCAGUGGGAAAUUUAAUGUAUUGAAAGAUUUAGUUAAUGUUAUGACAGAAGUGAAUAAGAAUAUUAUCUUAUCCAAUGGACCUUUUAAUAAUCAACAUAAUAAUUCCAGGACACUAAAGGCAUUCCCACCGAGUUUUGAAAGAAAAAUAGCUGUUGUUAUGACCAAUAAUGUUAAGUUAUUUGAUUUAGUCGAAGCCUUGUUGAUCGGUACAUCAGCAAAUUCAGUUAAAAUCAAAAAAUAUGUCGGGAAUUAUUUAAGAAGAGAUCAUAAAAAACAUGAACCCACUCACACAAACAUUUCAAUUCAUCUUAUACCUGAUGAUGGUAUUACCAAUUCAAAAGAAGAUAUCUCAUCGUUGAAAUUUGAUUUGAUCAUCAAAUUCGAUGAACAAGUUAAUAAUGAUUUCAUUGAAAAAAUACGAUUACAAAAUAGAGAAUCUAAAGCGUGUCUUAUUAAAUUAAUACCGUUAUUCACUAUUGAACAUUGUAAGUUAUUCUAUGAAGGUAGAGAAAAUGAUGCUGAUUAUUUAUAUAAUUUGAUUUCUUCAGUAGUUUGUCUUCGUGAUCAAAUUGGUAUAUUACCUCCAGAUAUUUUCCCUAUCUAUAAUCAGGGUUUGAAUUACUUAUCCACAUUCUUUGAUCAAUUAUUCAAAAAUUCUACUUUAUUAAGAUUUAAUUAUCCAAUUUGGCCAUUACCUGGAUUACCUUCAAUUCCCAAAUUUUCUGCCAUUGAUGUGGAAAAAUCUUUAUUAACUGAAGUAAAUUAUCAUUAUACUCCUUAUGAUAAUGAACUGUCUCAUAAAGAUACUGAUACUUCAACUACCCAAACUUAUUAUGAGGUAAAUCGUUUACAACUGAAUUAUAUCACUAAUUCAUUAACCAAUAACUUUGAUAAGUUGAUCGGUAUAUUAAAUCAUAACAGUAAGAAUUCUUUGACUAACUAUUUAACUCACAAAUUAGUGUUGGAAUUGAAUAGUUGUUACAUAGAUUAUGGUUUAGUUAAGAAGGAAUUAUCAGGAUAUGAAGUGUUUAAUGAUGAUCAUAUAAGUAAUAAGAUUGGAAGGAGAGAAUUGGAAUUAAAUAAAUCCUUGUCUUCAAUCAUUGAUGAUGUUAAUCAUGCUUCACAAAGAAUUGAAUUGGGUAAUAAGAAAGUCGAUAAAAGACUUGAAGAAAUUGAAAAUUUAAAGAAAGAUAUCCAACAAAUCACCGAAAGAUUGAAAGAUGUUGAAUAUAUUUUGAAGACUUUCUCUACCGAAUCAGAUCAACAACAAAAGAAACAAGCUAUUGAAAAUCAAAUAAAGAUUUGGGAUUCUCAAGAUAAGGUCAAACAAUAUAUUUCUGAUAUCACCAAAAAACAGGACGAAAAAACAUAUUUAAAGAAUGAAAUGACCAAAACUAAAACAUUGAUUGAAGAAAACACUAAAAUCAUUGAAGAAGCAAAGACAAAGAACCAUCAAUUCAAUAAAAGACUUGAAAAUUUCAAAGAAAACGAUUUACUUGAAAUUAAAAACAUCAUCAAGGAAAGACAUGAAAUCCAGACCCGUUUAAAUAAAGCUAAAGAUAUGAAUAUUCAAUUGAAAAGUAAAUUGAAUAAGAGUUUCAAGUUCUUGAAAGAAUCAUCUCAUUUGAAAAAACGUAAAGGUAGAGGUAUCACCCCCAAAUAA
Messenger RNA from Yamadazyma jaroonii, 1989 nucleotides. The record is from the annotation of a GenBank genome assembly. NCBI's taxonomy places the organism in Eukaryota, Fungi, Ascomycota, Pichiomycetes, Serinales, Debaryomycetaceae.